CCCCUCUCCACUCUGCCGCAAGUCUUCUUGGCGCGCUUAUCAGGACACUGCAACAGAGAGCAGGUAGCAUCAGUGUCCAUCUCGUCCCCACCAGAUGUUGUAAAGGGACUUUUUUUUCCCAAAGAGGAGGGAGUCUAAAGGAAUUUUGCUCUCUUCCAGCCUGUUUUUUUUUGUGGGACUAAGACACGCAUUGCUGUUUUCUGACUUUGGAAAGGAACAAAAAGAGGACUCCUCUGGAAUUUCCUUAGGAAUUAAACCACCAAGCCCUGUUACCAGGUGCUUUUGCAUUCAUCCACCGAUUUAAACAAUGUGACCAACUAUUCCACACUAGGGAAAUUCAGAGGAGUUGUCUUCUUUUUCAUUCCGGUCCGAGGCAGCAAUAGCAAAUUUUAUUCCCGAAAUAGGCUGGUGUGUCGGCAAGAUACACAUGGAACGUCUGGCAUGAGGGUGGCACCUGCAUGACCCUGCAGGAGUAGCCUCGUUUUGUGUUCUCUUUCCUGAGACAACCCUGACAACAUGAGGCCCGCGGCAGGUCUCAGGAGAGAGAAUGUUCCCUGACUUUCACACCUUCAACCUCAAGCUCUUCAACUAUCGGGAAGUUUUCUUGAGUGCUGAAAGGCUGUGACUAGACCCUGCAUCUGAGGACUCAGACCAGGACUGACUCACAGGGCUCUCUCUGUGAGCCAGCGCCACCGAGGCUGCCAAAGCAUGCUAGUGCCAAGCUGUGCCACCAUGCCCACAGCCAGACCAGCAACGCUGCUGCUACAGCUGCUGCUAGCCACGGGUCUCAUCCUGCACCUUGCCGACGCUCAAACACCGCCAAAAUUUUUAAGAACCCCCAAUGACCAAACAGGCGUCCAAGGGGGCGUGGCCUCAUUCAUUUGCCAAGCCACGGGAGAUCCGCGGCCGAAGAUUGUAUGGAACAAGAAGGGGAAGAAAGUGAGCAACCAGCGAUUCGAGGUAGUGAUCGAGUUUGACGACGGCUCUGGUUCGGUUCUACGCAUCCAGCCACUUCGUACCCCUCGCGACGAAGCCAUCUACGAAUGUGUUGCCUCCAACAGCGUUGGCGAGACGAGUGCCACCACACGCCUCACUGUUUUACGCGAGGACCAGCUGCCUCCUGGUUUCCCCACCAUAGACAUGGGCCCUCAGCUCAAAGUGGUAGAGCGAACUCGUACUGCCACCAUGCUCUGUGCCGCCAGUGGCAACCCGGACCCCGACAUCUCCUGGUUCAAAGACUUCCUUCCUGUCAAUACCACCAGCAACAACGGGCGCAUUAAACAGCUGCGAUCAGAAUCCUUUGGUGGUACGCCAAUACGAGGCGCCCUUCAGAUCGAGCAGAGCGAGGAGUCUGAUCAGGGAAAGUACGAAUGUGUGGCGACCAACAAUGACGGAACGCGCUACUCUGCACCGGCCAACCUUUACGUCCGAGAACUCCGAGAAGUGCGCCGCGUCCCACCGCGCUUCUCCAUCCCGCCCACGGACAAUGAGAUAAUGCCGGGCGGCAGCGUCAACAUCACAUGCGUGGCGGUGGGCUCGCCUAUGCCAUAUGUCAAGUGGAUGCUCGGCGCUGAGGACCUAACCCCGGAGGACGACAUGCCCAUCGGACGCAAUGUCUUGGAGUUGACGGAUGUGCGACAGUCGGCCAACUACACAUGUGUGGCCAUGUCCACGCUGGGCGUCAUCGAGGCGGUGGCACAGAUUACAGUCAAAGCGUUACCCAAGACUCCAGGCACCCCUGUGGUGACCGAGCGUACUGCCACUAGCAUUACACUUACAUGGGAUUCCGGUAACCCCGAACCGGUGUCCUACUACAUCAUCCAACACAAGUCCAAGUACUCAGAGGAGUCCUACAAAGAGAUCGACGGGGUGGCGACCACCCGCUACAGCGUAGGCGGUCUAAGCCCCUACUCGGACUAUGAGUUCCGUGUGGUGGCGGUUAACAACAUCGGGAGAGGGCCGCCAAGUGAGGGCAUUGAGGCUAAAACAGCCGAGCAGGCGCCCAGCACGGCCCCGCGGCGAGUCCGGGGGCAAAUGCUGAGCGCCACAACGGCCGUCAUCAACUGGGAGGAACCAGAAGAAGCCAACGGGCAGAUUAUGGGCUACAGGAUCUACUACACUUUGGAUUCCGCGCAGCACGUCAACCUCUGGGAGAAACAGAUUGUAAGAGGGGCUAACUUUGUCACAAUUCAGGGCCUUAUUCCAAAUAAAACCUACUACAUCAAGGUUUUGGCCUACACCUCAGUCGGAGACGGACCACUUUCCCCAGAUCUUCAGAUCAUUGCAAAGACAGGAGUUCCUGCCCAACCAACAGAUUUCAAGGGUGAAGCUAAGUCAGAAACCAGUAUUCUGCUUUCGUGGGUGGCACCAGUCCAAACGGGACAGGAGAACCAAAUAACAGGAUACGAUCUUAUGUACAAGAAGAGGGAUGAUAAAGAUGAGAAGCGCAUCAGCUUCGAGCCGACAUCCACAUACCUCAUGAAAGACUUGAAGCCAUUUACGACUUACACCUUCCGUCUGGCGGCACGUAGCAAACACGGUGUGGGCGCUUACACCAGUGAAAUAUCCGCGGAAACGCCACAAACACAACCAUCCGGACCGCCAACAGAUGUCAAGUGCUAUAGCCCUACAUCCACUAGUAUCCUGGUAAGUUGGCAAGCGCCGACAAUGGAAUCGCAGAACGGCAUCAUCACUCGAUACAGCAUCCAGUACACAGCCAACGAAGGUGGAGAGGAUAAUGCCGGUGCCGGACAUGUCACUGACAACAUCCCGCCGGAAAGCACCCAGUACCUUUUGGAAAACCUGGAAAAAUGGACAGAGUACCGUGUGACAGUUACUGCACAUACUGACGCAGGAGCAGGACCGGGAAGUGUGCUGCAAGUCAUCCGCACAGAGGAGGAUGUUCCUAGCGGGCCACCUCGCAAAGUCGAGGUGGAAGCUGUCAACUCGUCGUCAAUUAAAGUCAUCUGGCGCUCGCCCAUGCCCACCAAGCAGCACGGUCAGAUCCGAGGGUACCAGGUGCACUAUGUCAGGAUGGUUAAUGGCGAGCCCACAGGACAGCCUGUCAUCAAGGACAUUCUGAUUGAUGAUGCCCAGUGGGAAUAUGAUGACACAACUGAACAUGAAAUGGUCGUCUCAGAGCUACAGGCCGAGACCACAUACUCGGUGACUGUGGCGGCAUACACAACAAAAGGCGAUGGCGCACGCAGCAAGCCCAAACUGGUCACGACCACUGGUGCAGUUCCUGACAAACCUCGACUAAUGGUCAGUACCACCAACAUGGGCACGGCUCUCCUCCAGUGGCAUCCCCCAGCAGUCACCCACGGACCCCUGCAAGGUUACCGCCUCCGUUUUGGGCGUAAAGAUUUAGAACCCCUGACUGUCAUCGAGUUCCCCGAGCGGGAUAACCACUACACCACCAGAGAGAUCCACAAGGGUGCCUCAUACACUUUUCGGCUAUCUGCGCGCAACAAGGUGGGCUUUGGUGAAGAAACGGUAAAGGAGGUGACGACAAACGAGGAUGUGCCGAGUGGUUACCCCCAAUGGAUCGCCGCAGACGGCGCCACCACUUCCACCAUCCAGGUCAGCUGGCAACCUCUUCUCCUGGCGGAGCGCAAUGGCCAGAUAGUCAAGUACGCUCUGCAGUAUAAAGACAUCAACAGCCCACGCAGUCCCUCAGAACUCUUCAUCACUGCUCCGGAAUCAACUGUGGUCUUGGAUGGCCUUAAGGCAGAUACCACUUAUGAUAUUAAAAUGUGUGCCUUCACCAGCAAAGGUUCUGGUCCCUAUAGCCCAAGUGUCCAAAUUAGGACACAGCCUUUGGAUCAAGCAGUGUUUGCAAAGAAUUUCCAUGUGAGAGCUGCCAUGAAGACAUCCGUGCUGCUGACAUGGGAAAUCCCAGACACCUACAACGCGGGUCAGCCAUUCACGAUCCUGUACGAUAACGGCCAAAGCGUGGAGGUAGACGGCAAGCUGGCACAGAAGCUGAUCACAGGGCUACAACCGGAAACGCAGUACUCCUUUCUAUUGACCAACCGCGGGAACAGCGCCGGUGGCCUGCAGCACCGUGUGUCCACCAUGACAGCGCCGGACAUCCUCCGCACUAAGCCCUACCUGAUAGGCAAAACCAACUUAGACGGCAUGGUGACCGUGGAGUUGCCCUCUGUGCAGACGUCAGAGAAAGUGCGGGCAUAUUAUAUUGUGGUGGUGCCACUGAAAAAGCAGCAGCGAACUGGCAAGUUCUUCAAACCCUGGGACAAUCCGGACGAGAUGAAUUUAGAAGAGCUGCUGCAGGAGAUAAACCGCACCAGCCGAGGCCUUCGUCUCCGCAGGCAGGCUGAGCCCAAAGCGUACGUCGCCGCCUACUUCUCAGACCUGCCCAAAGAGUUCACGUUGGGCGACGGCAAGUUCUAUGGAGACUUUGAAAACAAGCGGCUGCAAAGUGGACAGGAGUACAUCUUCUUUGUGCUCGCCGCUCUGGACAUGUCCGAGAAUGUCAUGUACGCCACCAGCCCGUAUUCCGACCCCGUGGUUUCGGCCGAUAUCGACCCCCAGCCGAUCAUCGACGAGGAGGAGGGUCUCAUAUGGGUGGUUGGCCCCGUCCUAGCCGUGGUCUUCAUCAUCUGCAUCGUCAUCGCCAUCCUGCUGUACAAAAGCAGCAAACCAGACAGGAAAAGGGCUGAAUCCGAAGCGAGAAAAGGAAGCCUGCCCAACAGCAAGGAGAUGCCCCUGCAUCACCCCACCGACCCCGUAGAACUACGCCGCCUCAACUUCCAAACACCCGGUUCGCGUGCGUGCGGUCACCCAAGUAGCCUCCAUUUGUCAAGUAUGGCGAGCCACCCCCCAAUCCCCGUCAUGGACCUGGCGGAUCAUCUGGAACACCUGAAAGCCAACGACAACCUCAAGUUCUCCCAGGAGUACGAGUCCAUCGACCCCGGACAGCAGUUCACCUGGGAACAUUCCAACCUGGAGGUCAACAAGCCAAAGAAUAGAUACGCCAACGUCAUCGCCUACGACCACUCGCGAGUCCUGCUCUCUGCAAUUGACGGUAUUCCGGGUAGUGACUACAUCAACGCCAACUAUAUUGACGGCUACAGGAAACAGAACGCCUACAUCGCCACUCAGGGUUCCCUGCCAGAGACGUUCGGGGAAUUCUGGAGGAUGAUCUGGGAACAGAGGAGUGCCAUCAUUGUCAUGAUGACCAAACUGGAGGAAAGAUCCAGGGUAAAGUGUGAUCAAUACUGGCCAACGCGAGGGACGGAAACGUACGGCCUCAUCCAAGUGACACUGCUCGAUACGGUGGAGUUAGCCACAUACUGCGUGCGAACAUUUGCACUUUUUAAAAAUGGCUCCAGCGAGAAGCGGGAGGUCAGGCAGUUCCAGUUCACGGCUUGGCCGGACCACGGGGUGCCUGAACACCCCACGCCGUUCCUGGCCUUCUUGAGGCGGGUGAAAGCCUGCAACCCUCCAGACGCGGGGCCCAUGGUGGUGCACUGCAGUGCCGGCGUGGGUCGCACGGGUUGCUUCAUCGUCAUUGACGCCAUGAUGGAGCGCAUCAAGCAUGAGAAGACGGCGGACAUUUACGGCCACGUGACGCUGAUGCGCGCCCAGCGGAACUACAUGGUGCAGACCGAGGACCAGUACGUUUUCAUCCACGACGCGCUGCAGGAGGCCGUCAACUGCGGCACCACUGAAGUGCCCGCCAGGAACCUCUUCGCCUACAUUCAGAAACUGACACAGAUAGAGGGCGGGGAGAAUGUAACCGGCAUGGAACUAGAGUUCAAGCGCUUAGCAAACACUAAAGCCCACACUUCGCGAUUCAUCAGUGCCAACCUACCGUGCAACAAGUUCAAGAACCGCCUUGUCAACAUAAUGCCAUACGAGUCCACGAGAGUGUGUCUCCAGCCCAUUCGAGGCGUGGAGGGCUCCGACUACAUCAAUGCUAGUUUCAUUGAUGGCUACAGGCAACAGAAAGCCUACAUUGCCACCCAGGGCCCCUUGGCAGAAACCACAGAAGACUUCUGGAGAAUGCUGUGGGAGCACAACUCCACGAUUGUUGUCAUGCUAACCAAGCUCAGAGAAAUGGGCAGGGAAAAAUGCCACCAGUAUUGGCCCGCAGAGAGGUCAGCUCGGUACCAGUACUUUGUGGUGGACCCUAUGGCCGAGUACAACAUGCCACAAUACAUCCUUAGGGAGUUUAAAGUGACCGAUGCAAGGGACGGCCAGUCACGAACGGUGCGGCAGUUCCAGUUCACAGACUGGCCCGAGCAAGGAGUGCCAAAAUCCGGAGAGGGCUUUAUCGACUUCAUCGGCCAAGUACAUAAAACUAAAGAGCAGUUUGGCCAAGAUGGGCCUAUUUCAGUCCAUUGUAGCGCCGGCGUCGGUCGAACCGGCGUUUUCAUCACCCUCAGCAUUGCCUUGGAGCGAAUGAGAUACGAGGGCGUCGUCGACAUCUUUCAGACGGUGAAGAUGUUGCGGACGCAAAGGCCGGCCAUGGUGCAAACGGAGGAUCAAUACCAGUUCUGCUACCGAGCGGGAUUAGAGUACUUGGGAAGCUUUGAUCACUAUGCAACGUAAAAAGAUCCCCCCGCCGCUCCCCCUGCCCAACAUUUCGAGGGAAAAUGUGGCAAGGAGAAGGAGAAGGAGAAAAAAACCCAGUUGCGCCUCUCUUCUGAGCCAUAAAUGAACUGCUUGAGAACGUACAAACUCCUUGCUAACAACUCAUAAAGUGUGCCGUCAAGAAGAAAGAAAACUAUGAAAAACGUCAAAAAAAAAAAGCAAAGGACCAAGUAUGAACUCCACCAAGUGAUGGACCAUUGAAGCAUCCUUUUGCUUCAAGGAUUUAUUUGGGAGUAAAAAAAACAAACAAACAAAAAAAAAAAAAAACAAGGAGAGACAUCGGAGGACAUUGUAAAGAAUAACAUCGGACGGACGUUCAGUAGUAAUAAAUCCAAGUACGCCCUCUUCCUGUCUCAGUGUUCAUCUACAGUUUGGCGAGGGGCUUUACGAAAUAAGUACGAUUAUUAAUUUUUUAGUACUUUAUUAUACAGUAUGAUUUUUUUUUUACACUCUGAAUUUUUUUUUUUUUUUAAUGCAGAUUAACUUUGGGUUGUAGCACUGAGUGCAUCAAGAAUUGAGCGUAAACAAAUAUUGUUUUCAACGUUUGUCACCUCCCACACAAUAAAUCCCGGGCUUUGUGGAAUCAACAGGGAUGAGCAAAGUAUGAAGCUGCUGCUAUCGAUUAUCUUAGUUCUUCCAUGUCGGGACGAGUCGGGAAAAGAUAUACAGAUGUACAUGAUAUAGAAAUAUAUAUUAUUCUACAGACGAAUUAUACGAAAGUGAUAUUUUUCACUGGAAUGCACAUCGGUUUGGAAGAAACUUGUAUUAUUUCUUGUGCAAUAAAUAUUCAGUCCGCAGCCCAUCCAAUAGGAUCUUUAUUUAUUAAACCCAUCUGUUUUUUUUGCCAUUGUGCAUUUAGAGUGCCUUAUAUAUUAAUGCCUGUUUUUAUAUCAUUUCAUCUUUUAAGUAGUCAUUCAGUGUAAUUAUGUAUAUUAAAUAUAUAUGCACAUGUUUAUUUACAGCAGUAUUCCACUAUGUCACACCCGAUUAUAUAUGCAAGUAACAUUUUAAAGGCUUAUAUUUUCCUUUUCAGUGGCCUUACCGUGGCUGAGUAAGUCCAAGUUUUGUUAAAAAUACUUAAAAUGAUUAAACAGUGUUUAAAAUCUUGACAUUUCAUACUGGCAAGGUAUUUCAAAUUGUAUUUCACGUCGUUAGCAGUGCUGCGAUUUUUUUACGAUAGAUAAACCCCAAAACCUAAGUAUAAAAGUCGAAUUGAGGGUAGAAAAACCCCCACAAAAAUGAGCGUCAUUCUCCUUUUUUAAUCAAAUAAAUAAAAGUCAGAUUUCGGUAUUUCAUGCACGCUUGUCGAGGGCAGCCAUCUGUUUUUUUUGCCAGCAUUAUACAAGCUUGCUUACAUUUUAGACCAGAUUCACCACUUCUUUGCAAUCUUAACCAAAAUAAAAGUCUGUACUGUAAUGCCUUGUUUUUGAAUAAUAAAUUAAGAUACGGUCUUAAAGUUUUGUACACCUGCUCAUUAGUCUAUAAGACAAGUUAGAUUUGUCAUUAACGGUGCUAAUGUCAAUUAUAUAAGCCAUCUUGUUCUUUGCAAAAUAAGCUAUCCUAAAUUUCCCAUCAGAUGUGUAUUUAAAUGUCACUUUGUCGCAAUCUUGACCAAAAAUAUGACCAGUAAAUUAAAGUCCGAUCUUGAAAUUUCUCGCAUCAUUACAAACAUGGCAGCACAAAUUCAGUUGAGAUUUGAGACAGUCAAAUGUAUUGUCAAUGGUGCUUAUGUUGAUUAUAUUAUGUCGUUUAUGAAUGCUGGGGCCGGUCAUCUUGUUUUUUGUGAGAUAAUCCUGGAACUCCAGAUCAGAUUUGUCCCUUUUAUGUUCACUCUUGUCCCAAAUAUCACUUCUUGGCAAUAUUGAUUUAAAAAAAAGUGCAAAUACCCUUUUUUCACUAAUAAGUUAUUGUCGAAUCUUCACAUUUUAUACGUUUGUUUGUCGUAAAUGUGGCGACAUACAAAGUAGUUAAAUUAUUCAAUGUCAUUAAUUAUGUUUAAGUUGUUUAUAUUGUAUGGCGGCCAUUUGUUUUUCAAAACAUAUUUUUCUACAGAUUAAAUGUGGUCCAAAUGAGGGAGGACAAACACAAAUUGUGGCGCAUACGUAACUAGCGUUCAAUUUAGAUUUGCACUUCACAUCAGUAACAGUUGUGCAACACUCUGUUUUCAGAGAGAAAGCCGCAAGCUAGCUUACAUUUUUUAACAUAUUUAUUGACUUUGUGCAUGCAAAAGUAGUUGAAAUGAGAGAGGAACAACACAAACAACCAGUAAAUAUCUGUGCUUGUCAAUAAAAAUGUGUCUUGUUUGAUCAGUGAAGUGUAGUUCAAGCUGGAAAUGUAAUAUACCGUAUUUUCCAGACUUUAGGGCGCUACUUUUUCCCCAAGCUUUGAACCCUGCAGUUGAUAAAACAGUGCCGCUAAUUGAAGGAUUUAUUUUUGCUGACGGUCGAAAAUGUAUUUCCUGGGUAUACUUCUUGGACCGGAAGUAUAACCGUCAAUAGCGUUUCUGCUCGAAAGGAUUCUUCCUUCAUCACUUCAACAAUGUUUAAGUUUUACAAUAUAACUAAAUUCAUACACACUAAACCGUCCCAUGUGAUCUCUGUAGGGGUGUUUUCAUGCACCUUUGUACAUGCUAUCAAGCUAAUAUAAUCAAGCUAACGUCAUUAGCAUUAGCGAAUUUGCUAACACGUCCACAAGUGUUAGUAUUAUUUUCUACAAUUGCAUUUUUUUAUUUUGUUUCAGUUUCGUAAAUUCACGAAGAGUUUUGCAGACGCACCUAAAUGUCACAAUAGAAAGCGCGCCUUUGCAGCUAUUGGGUCCAUGACAAUGACUUCUGUUUUGUUUGAUCAACCGUUUUACUGCCGUGUUACAGGCACAGUUUGGAAACAAUUAAGGUAUGUAAAUAAUAAUUUCCAAAAUCUUUCAUACCGGUAUAUAUCUGCGGCUAAUAGGCAUGGAUAAUAUCUGCAAAAAUAUUUAUUUCUAAUUUAAUGGGUGUGGUUUAAAUACCGGUGCGCUCUAUAAUCCGGAAAAUACGGUAUGUUAUUUAUGGAAACCUGGUAGUUUAAAUUAUUCAGUGUUGUUAAUUGUGCUUGAUUCUUUUUUUAUUUAGCAUACAGAGUGGUCAUUUAAUUUUGGAAAACAAUCCGUAAACAAGCUUAAAUAUUGAAUCGGAUUUGUGCUGUAAAAUUUUAAUCUCCACCAAAAAAAAAAAUGGUU
Messenger RNA from Entelurus aequoreus (snake pipefish), 9834 nucleotides. RefSeq names its product receptor-type tyrosine-protein phosphatase delta-like. Gene Ontology annotation, molecular function: protein tyrosine phosphatase activity; protein binding. Gene Ontology annotation, biological process: protein dephosphorylation. NCBI's taxonomy places the organism in Eukaryota, Metazoa, Chordata, Actinopteri, Syngnathiformes, Syngnathidae. The transcript is spliced from 45 exons. The record is from RefSeq and is a predicted model, not a curated record. Bases 709 to 6576 code for a protein of 1955 amino acids.